Molecule: messenger RNA, 737 nt
Organism: Melanaphis sacchari
Lineage: Eukaryota; Metazoa; Arthropoda; Insecta; Hemiptera; Aphididae
Gene: Pfdn2
Product: prefoldin subunit 2
Exons: 3
Coding region: 137-580 (147 amino acids)
Biological process (GO): protein folding
Cellular component (GO): cytoplasm; prefoldin complex
Molecular function (GO): protein folding chaperone
Source: RefSeq, a predicted model, not a curated record
UCUGUUCUGUAUCUGUAGUUUUUACUUUUUUUUAUUAUAAUUGACUAUUUGAGUAUAGUUGAAGAAACUUUGAACCAUUCUUUUAUGUUUAUGUUAUAACAAGAAAAUUAAUAGUGUUAUACAUUAACUUUUUAAAAUGGAAAAACUUGUUAAAGUUAAAAAACCUACAGAAGAGGAAUUGAUUCAUAAUACUUUUAAUGCUUUACGAACGGAGCAAAGACAACUCGCUACAAAAUUAUCAGAAAUCGAGCUUGAUCUCAAUGAGCAUAGUAUUGUUAUCGACACGUUAAACAAGUUGGACGAUGAAAGAAAAUGUUUCAGAUUGAUAGGCGGAGUAUUAGUUGAAAGGAAGAUUUGUGAUGUUUUACCUACACUAAUUAAAAAUAGGGGAGAAAUGGGUAAAAUUGUGAAAACGUUGAAUGAACAAUUAACUAAAAAAGGAAUUGAAAUCAAUGAUUUCAAAAAUAAACAUAAUAUACAAGUUAGAGGUGGAGUUACCCCGAUGUCAGAAGAGGUUGAAAAUCAAAAUGUUGAUAAAAAAGCUGAUCAUGGUGGCUCAGUAAUUGUCAAUGAUGUUUAAUUUUACUAUAAUAUUUUAAUUUGCUUCUUAUUUUACAUAUCACUACUUUCGGGUGGGUGUAUUGUAAAUUAUAUUGCCUAAUGUAACACUCAAACUACUCAAAUUAAAUUUUAAGUGAAAAAAAUAAAAGAUUCGCCUAAUUUUAAUUUAUUAAUUU